Tupaia belangeri chinensis (Chinese tree shrew) is the source of this 2631-nucleotide messenger RNA. It is a transcript of the gene SUSD1, whose product is annotated as sushi domain containing 1. Bases 1 to 2496 code for a protein of 831 amino acids. The transcript is spliced from 18 exons. NCBI's taxonomy places the organism in Eukaryota, Metazoa, Chordata, Mammalia, Scandentia, Tupaiidae. Gene Ontology annotation, molecular function: calcium ion binding. The record is from RefSeq and is a predicted model, not a curated record.
AUGGUCAACUCUCCACGCAUGUGUAGAAUGAGUGAAUUCCAGACAGGGGCGCAGCAUGGGGCACCAGUGGAUGGGGCUGUGGUUCAUUUUGGUAUGGUUCAGUGGAAGGUGGAUGAUGGGAAAAGGGGUUUUUCACUGGUAACUUAUGCUGAAUUACAUUUAGUCAGCAUUGAAGACUUUGGGGAGUUGAGCUCCCAGACACAUCAGACUGAGUGUGAGAAGCAUAAUUUGGUGGAGCAGGAGGGUGUUGAAUUGGUAAAGCGAAGUUUACUAGGGAAGGAGAAAAAGCUUCCAAUGCAAUGGAAGGGGGCCCGAAUGGGUUGCCAAAGAAGAGCUAGAGUUUUUCUUUCUCUGAAAUACACAAUUUUUGACUUCGGUUUAGAUGUCUGCGCCACUUGCCAUGAACACGCUACCUGCCAACAAAGAGACGGGAAGAAGAUCUGUAUUUGUAACUAUGGAUUUGUGGGCAAUGGGAGGACCCAGUGCAUUGAUAAGAACGAGUGCCAGUUUGGAGCCGCCGUGGUCUGUGGGAACCACACAUCUUGCCACAACACCCCUGGAGGCUUCUAUUGCAUUUGUCUGGAAGGAUAUCGAGCCACGAACAACAACAAGACAUUCAUUCCCAACGACGGCACCUUUUGUACAGACAUAGAUGAGUGUGAAGCUUCUGGCCUGUGCAGGCACGGAGGACGGUGUGUCAACACUCUCGGGAGCUUCGAAUGCUACUGUGUGGAUGGAUUCCUGCCAGAGAACGGGCCUGUGCCUUUCCACCCGACCAGAGAUGCCACGGCAUGCACAGAAAUAGACUGUGGUACCCCUCCUGAGGUCCCGGAUGGCUACAUUGUAGGGAAUUAUACCUCGAGGGUGGGCAGCCAGAUUCAUUACGCUUGCCGAGAAGGGUUUUUCAGUGUCCCAGAAGAUGCAGUUUCAAGUUGCACAGCCCUGGGCACAUGGGAGUCCCCCAACUUACACUGCCAAGAGAUGGACUGUGGCAGCCCUCCAGAAGUGCGGCAUGCUGUCUUGGUGGGGAACCCCGGCUCCAGCCUGGGCAGCGAGGCUCACUAUGACUGUCUGGAGGGCUUUGAGAGCCCUGGAGGAAAGAUCACUUCAGUUUGUACAGAGAACGGCACCUGGAGAGAAAGCACUCUAACAUGCUCAGAAAUAAUGACAGAGAUUAAAGACGUAUCGGUGUUUAAUAACACCUGUGUGAGGUGGCAAAUAAGCUCAGGAAGAAUAAACUCCAAGAUCAUGUAUGUGGUAUACAUAAAAGAACAACGGUUGGAUCCUGUGGAAUCACUUCAUGAGGAGGCAGUCAACUUGACCACGGACAGCAGGACCCCAGAAGUGUGCUUAGACUUGGACCCAGGCACCAACUACACCGUGAGCAUUUCCACAGCACCUCCCAGGCGCUCUGUGCCAGCCGUCAUUGGUUUCCAGACAGCUGAAGAUGCUCUCUUAGAAGAUGAUGGAAUUUUCAAUGUAUCAAUAUUUAAUGAAACGUGUUUGAAAUUGAACAGGCAUUCUAGGAAAGUUGGAUCAGAACGGAUAUACCAAAUUAAAGUUCUGGGUCGAAGGUGGUAUCUGCAUGACUUUUACCAUGUGACAUCAUUUAACUUCACAACGAAGGAAUGCGCUCCGGUCCUGUGUUUGGAUCUGUACCCGACAACUGCUUAUACAGUGACUGUCACUCUACUGGGCUCUCCUGAGCAUCAUUCGCUGCAAGUAACCACAGUGACUGCACCAGCAGCAAAACAGAUCAUCAGCAAUAUCUCAGUGUUUAAUGAGACCUGCUUAAGAUGGCGAAGUAUGAAGACACCUGAACUAGAGGAGAUGUAUUUAUUGCACAUCUGGGGCCAGAGAUGGUAUCAGAAGGAAUUUGUCCAGGAAAUGAUCUUCAAUAUCACGACCAGAAGCCAGGCCCCCGAAAUAUGCUUGGACUUGAAAAUGGGAACCGACUACAAUGUCAGCCUCAGGGCUUUGUCUUCUGAGUUUCCGGUGGCCCUCACCCUGACAACCCAGAUAACAGAGCCUCCCCUCCCUGAAGUAGAACAUUUCACAGUGCAUGGAGGCCCUCUACCACGCCUCAGACUCAGGAAAGCCAAGGAGGAAAAUGGACCUAUCAGUUCCUAUCAGGUGCUAGUGCUUCCCUUGGCCCUCCAAAGCACAUUUUCUUGUGACUCUGAAGAGGCUGAGUCAUUCUUUGGCAACACCUCCGAUGACAGUGGAUACGUGGCUGCAGAACUACUGGCCAAAGACGUUCCAGAUGGUGCCAUGGACAUAGCUGUAGGAGACAGGCUAUACUACGGGAAAUAUUAUAACGCGCCCUUGAGAAUAGGGAGUGAUUACUGCAUUAUAGUACGAAUCACAAGCAAGUGGAAGAAGGUGAGAAGAUACUCCUGUGCAGUUUGGGCUCAGAUAAAAGAUUUUACGUGGGCACUGCGUGGGAAGGAUGCACUACUCCUGGACAGAUGUUCUGACAGCGUCUCAGAGGCCUGAUAGAUGUCCCCUGUGGCUCCCAUCCAGGGGGACAUGGCCCCUGAAACUUUCUCCAUUCUCAACUUGGAUUCAAGAUGGUUGCCAUCUCUUUGGAGUCCUCCAAAAGGAGAAAACUCAGGAAUUCCUGGUGUCUUU